Messenger RNA from Vigna unguiculata (cowpea), 627 nucleotides. RefSeq lists its product as uncharacterized. Gene Ontology annotation, molecular function: 3'-5' exonuclease activity; nucleic acid binding. Gene Ontology annotation, cellular component: cytoplasm; nucleus. Lineage: Eukaryota; Viridiplantae; Streptophyta; Magnoliopsida; Fabales; Fabaceae. The record is from RefSeq and is a predicted model, not a curated record. Gene Ontology annotation, biological process: nucleobase-containing compound metabolic process.
AUGGCUGUAAUCAUUUCCAGAAAGACCUGCUUUAGUCACCAAUUCUACUCCAUUACCCUCGGCGAGAACGAUUUCUUCAACGUCACUAUCACCGCCAACGCUACCGUCGUUAAGCACUGGCUAGCCACCACGCUCCACAACAGCCGCCGAUACCUCUACCUUAACUGCCUAGUCGUCGGCCUCGGCGUUCAUUGGACUCCCGGCCCCAACAAUCCGCCGGUGGACACGCUGCAACUCUGCGUCGGUAGACGGUGCCUCAUCUUCCAACUGGCGCACGCCAACCGCGUGCCGAGUAACCUCCGCACUUUCCUGAACAAUCCUAACCACAACUUCGUCGGAUUCUGGAAUCACUCUGACCGGCGGAAGCUCAAGCAAUCGAGGUUCCAGUUGGAAAUGUGCACUGAUCCUCUAGAUCUGAGGCUGUUCUUCGAGAACCUCGCACAGGCUUCGGUGGAAGAGAUCGUGCAGAAGUGUCUCGGUUACCAAAUAUCCCAACCGAGGGAGAUUGGCAGGAGCAGGUGGCGUGAUUUUCUUCUCAGUGACGAUCAAAUUACUUACGCCGCAGUUGAUGCUUUCUGUGCGUUCCUCAUCGGUAGGAAUUUCAAAAUCCGGAACAAUGAUAUUUGA